Messenger RNA from Ruditapes philippinarum (Manila clam), 1117 nucleotides. Its product is annotated as proline-serine-threonine phosphatase-interacting protein 1-like. Gene Ontology annotation, cellular component: plasma membrane; cytoplasm. Gene Ontology annotation, molecular function: protein binding. The record is from RefSeq and is a predicted model, not a curated record. Lineage: Eukaryota; Metazoa; Mollusca; Bivalvia; Venerida; Veneridae.
ACCCAAUUCCUUACGAAAAUUAUUACAACGGAAAGGCACUGCCACCAAGUCGCCCGCAGGCUGGAUUGCCCCCAGUGGGUAUACUCCCAAAACAAACUCCCGCACGACCGCCAAUAAAACCGCCAUCACCUACUAGACCUCCCCCUAGAACCAAUGUGCCAGAUGACGACUUGUACGCUACAGUGGAUAAUCCGGCUCCAGAAAGCAACCCCAACUCCCGUAAGAUAUACCUUAAAGUAGUGCGUGAUCAUCAAAAAACUAACUCUUCGUCCGUCUCUGAGAUAUCAGCAAGAGAGGGUGAUAUUCUGGAAUUCCUAGGAGAUUCAAACAUUCCAGGCUGUGUGAAGGUGAAACACCACCGAAAUGUAGGCUACAUACCUCGAGCGUGUGUGAGAGAAUACAACACCGACCCCGUUCUUGUGACAUUUUAAAAUGUGAAUGCGUAAUUGUGACCAUCUAAAAUGUGAAUGUGAAUGCGUAGUUGUGACAAUCUAAAAUGUGAAUGCGUAAUUGUGACAAUCUAAAAUGUGAAUGCGUAGUUGUGACAAUCUAAAAUGUGAAUGCAAAGUUGUGACAAUCUAAAAUGUGAAUGUGAAUGCGUAGUUGUGACAAUCUAAAAUGUGAAUGUGAAUGCAAAGUUUUGACAAUCUAAAAUGUGAAAGUAUAGAUGAAGAAUACAAGAAAAUAGUCAAAUUACAUGUUAUUUGUGAAAAACAUUGCAGCAUCGAUUGAAUGGUUGAUCUCCAAUCCAUAGAAAAUACAGCCAAAUAAAACAUAAUGUAAAUUCAUUCCGAAACAAAGCUUUACAUCAGUGUAUUUAGAAGGGGCGGGGUUUGGUAUGCGGCUCAAUUUGCAAGCUUUCGUGUUUUUUUUCUUUCAAUCUUUAUUCGCCUCUCUUUUAUAAAUAUUUCAAACUGCAUAUAACGUGUGCGUGUGAUAGGCUUAUGCUAUAACUUGUUAUUCCUCGAGGUUUAUAGAAAGGAUACGUUGGAUUUACGUCACUGCUGUAUAUAUAUAUUUUAAUAUAUUGUGGAAUAUUAUAUUUGAUAUUAUCAUGACAUUAUUUUGUUUACACUUUAAGCCACUAAGUGCGCUUCAAUAAAAUAAUAAAACUGUA